This is a messenger RNA of Amoebophrya sp. A120, 2644 nucleotides long. NCBI's taxonomy places the organism in Eukaryota, Dinophyceae, Syndiniales, Amoebophryaceae. The record is from the annotation of a GenBank genome assembly.
UGAAGAUCAAGCUCUUCCCGUCACGCGAAAGAACACCGCCUGUCGUGAUAAAUGAAUUCCUUGACGGAGCGGCCGGAAGAGGAGGACGAGGAGAAAUGAAUGUAGUUCGAGCGGAGACGAAAAAAGAGGCGUAUAUGCUCAUGAGCGCCCGAGAGCCUCAUGGAAUUGUGUCGGUUAGCUUUAGCCCCGUUGUGUCGUUGCUUGUGGUUUGACCGUACGGAUACAGACGGUAAAUCUGCUACUAAGGGAAGUUCUAGAUGAUUACCAAUAGGAAUUCAAAUCAAAGUUCGUUGUUCAGAAUCUGCAUUUUCAGAACCAAGUUCCGUUUGCGAACAAAGAUCGAUAUGGUGGAGCGUUGUGUGGCGACCCGAGGUCGGGCAGCCCGGCAAGAGCUCGAGAGUCAGCAGCACGUGGCGAGUAACCACUUACCUCCUAAUGCCGAGGUAAGUACUUACAGAGAUAUUGACUUUGUUGCGCUCUCCUCUAUGAAUGUACAGUUCGUUGCCCUCGUGUGAUUGUCCAGGUCCGUGGUGCGCAGUUGUCCAGAUCUGAUCACAUUCAAUCGAAUUCGCUAAACACACACAGGUGCAAGACGAGGUGGCCCGUUUGCAGAGCCGAAUUGCGCAUUUGAAGAGCGCAAGGAAGGAAGUACAAAAGAAGGUGCAGUUUUCGUCCUCCGAGCAACGAAAGUCCGUUUCUCCGGCCGCAGGGACGCGUCAGCCCGGCGUGCGAAACAUCUUGAAGAAAAGCACUGCUCCGAACAAAGUGCUUGCGACGAGUCCAACGAAGCCCAGAAAUCAGGGCGGCAGAGCAGGAGACAGUUCCGAAGUGACAAAGAAGGACGCGACAACUGCAAGAGCUACUACAGUGCGAGACCUGCAGCAAAGCAACAAAGUCGUUUUGGAACCGAUUUCGUCUCCCGGCACGGGCGCCGUUCAAGGGCAACAAGGCUUGCUUGCGAAAAAACCAGCUACAUCAAGUAGUAGCACUAAUUUAGUUAUUGGUGCACGACUAGCACCUGCGACUACAGCGUCGGCUGCAAAGGAAUCUGGAGACCACCCUGCACCUUCUGCUUCCAAAGGGACCGUUGCCGCGGCGACGCCGUCAGGAGCAGCUUCCAUUGAAACGAAGACGGCGCAGCCGGGAAUACAGGAUAAAACGGAGAAAAAAGAAAACGACAUCGAGCCAAAGCCAACGUCGUCGCCUGUGCCCGGCGACAGAACCGAUGAGAGCGACGAGGAGGAAAUGGAGAACGGGGGAGCCACGGCGCAGCGAGCCGACCCCACCGAAGCGGAAGAGUCUGAGGAUGAGGACGACUUACGAAAGCGCAUCUACGGCGACGAUCUCGAGGAAGACGGAGAAGACGAGAAUGACGGCCUGUCUGAUGCCGACUCAGAACAAUCUGCGCCGCCAAAUAACGACGGUAAAGACCUCCACAAAGGUACUGCGGUGUCAAAGGCCUGCGCGUCGCAAACUCUCACUGCCGCGGAAGCGCUCGAAAAGCAGCGCGCAGUAACUGAGUUCAGGGAAAAAAUUAUCGCUGACACUGCUGCGAAAAAGAAGGAAAGAAGAGAGGCGGAUAAGAAAGAUGAACCAGGUGGCGCUUCAUCUUCCCUAGCUCUCGUGGCACCCGGAAGUAGAGGUGGACAAGAAGACACAAACACGAGAAGUCUCUUCUUCGGUGGCGCGGGUGCGACGCCGACGGCUACCGCACGGGAGAAGAGCAAAGCAUUUGCUUCGCUAACCAGCAGCGCAACUUCUUCCAGCAGCUCAUCCUCUGCAGCAGCCGCCGCAGCGAAGACGCUAAAGCUCCUGCCGGACGACGAAACACAGGAACAGAGCGUCUUGCUCGACCAGCACAGCCCGCGGACGCGGCUGCGUCCCCAGACCGCGCCGGGAAGCGUCGGUCAGUGCCUCAGUCGGCAAACGGUGGCGGGCUUCAUAGACGCCGUCGCCGCAGCGCGCAAGGCAGACCGAGAAAGUCGCACCGUAGAAGCUAUUGUGCUUUACGAGGAGGCCAUUCAUGCGGUCGAAGCGUUGCGAGCGGUGCCAGAAUUGAGGCUCGGCGCGGUUGGAAAGUCGUGUCUGGAAAGGGCAGAGGAGUGCGCGGAACGGCUACAAGAACUGCAAUCGUAUACUGAAUUGCCUGGCGUUCAAGUAUCUAACUUUGUGUGCGUCGUCAAUCUCUACGAAAUUUUUUUUGGAAAAAAAGUAGGCAAUCUCACGUAGUUUUUCAUCAUUUACUUGCUUCUCGCAGGUCCGUGCGGAAUGGUGGCUCGGAUGCGAAGACCGGCGAGCCAAAACUAGUACCGCUCAACUACGUACCGGAGUCGCGUCGACCGGGGACGGCGGGCGGGCCGGGGGGCGUGAUCACCCGCAUCAGUGCGGCCGAAGCGCAGCGCCGUGGUGUAAAGCCCCCUUCGACGCAGAAGCUGGGUGCCAAGUGCCCGCUCGACGUGCGCAUACGAAAAAUCAAUUGAUGGAAAAAUGUGAUUACGUUCUCCGCAGUCACGAUCGAUGAUAUGCGCAUACACUUUCACAAACUUCUUGGCAAUGGCUUUUGCAGCUACGGAAUGUUGAAUGUCUACUGUUUCCCUGAAAAAGCGACAGUCACAAUACAUGAAACUACUCAACAAAAAUGCUC